CAGAACCGUAAAACAGGCUCUGAACCCUAUUCGCUGGUGGGAUCAUCGUCCUCCGUCGGCUGUAGCAUUGAAGAACAGUAUCAUCAUGGCGUUGAGACUGGCGACCAUUAAACGCGCCGCGGUUGAUUCGGGCCGUAUGAUGGGGUGCCGAAGCUGGAGCCACGUUGCUGCGAUGCCACCUCCCAUGGGCGGCGCCUUCGAUCUUCCCGUCGCAUCCACGCCGUUGGGUCUGCCGGAGUUCGAUCAGAAUCCAUCGGAUUCUUUCGGAGAUAAGGCUACUGGGUUCGGGUUGCCGAGUUUCUCUUUCGGUGGAUCCAUGGAGCUCAUGGCUGUCCCCAAGAAGAAGGUUUCUCGCCACAAGAGAGGAAUAAGAAACGGGCCAAAGGCUCUUAAACCUACUCCUGUCAUCAUUCGUUGCAGGAGUUGUGGGAGAGUGAAGCUGCCACAUUUCUACUGCUGCAGUGGUGACAGGGGAAGCUCUGAUGGGCAAAGCAAUGUGAACAACUGAAUAUCAGUACUCUCUCUCAGUCAUAUGUUGCAGAGUUGUGUCGUGUUUUUAAUAACAUAUCUUAUAAUACGUUUCACUUGGUAACUCGUCGUCGCAAAACUUGUGAUUUCAUGUAAACAAUUAUGGGCACUUAUAUUAGAUUCAGCAGUUGCAUGCA
Molecule: messenger RNA, 665 nt
Organism: Tarenaya hassleriana
Lineage: Eukaryota; Viridiplantae; Streptophyta; Magnoliopsida; Brassicales; Cleomaceae
Exons: 3
Coding region: 86-508 (140 amino acids)
Biological process (GO): translation
Cellular component (GO): mitochondrial large ribosomal subunit
Molecular function (GO): structural constituent of ribosome
Source: RefSeq, a predicted model, not a curated record